AAGGCCAUUAUUUAUUCCUGAAAAGAAAGGAGCUGGGAAAAUAAAAAAAAAAAAAGCUACUGUACAGCUAGACACACGUAUUUUAAAGAGAAGGAUGCUUUGGAAGACUCUGGUGCUGCUGCUGUUCUAUUACAGUGCUUAUGCCACUGUGACCCACAGAUGGAGCAGAGCUGUGCUUUUCCCAGCUGCUCAGCGAUUCAAGAGGUCCUCAGCUGCCUUCCUCAACCCAGUGUUACAAAACUCGCUGGAAGAUGUGGUCCUGCUUUAUGAGUUUCUUUUAGCUGAGCUUGACAUUGACAAAGGCCAGAGGAUCUCCAUCAAAGAUGAGGAGCUGGCUUCCCUGAGGAAGGCUGCUGAGUUUGACACCAUCUGCAACGAGAUUAUCCCCAAGAGCAUCACAGAGAUCCGCAGGCUGAGCAGCAGGCUGUCUUCCUACCCGAGGGUCCUCAAGAAGGAGGACUUUGAAAGGACAGUGCUGACCAUGGUCUACACGGCCUACAGAGCUGCUCAGUCCCAAGGGCACCAGAAAGACACUUGGGCUGAAUCCUUUGUCAAUCUCUACAAAGCCCUGAAGAACGACUUGAUGCUCCCAUACAACAAACAGCACUCAUAAUGGAAGGGGAGCAGCAGCUCAGCCACCUGCUCUGGUUGGUGAAGGACACAAUGUAGCACGCCCACCACUUUAUUCUCUAAAGAGUUUAAUAGCCUGAUUCGUGAAAGAUUGUUUGUUUUCUGGCUCCCUCUUGUGGAGUCCACUUUCUAGUUCCAUGCUAAAUGGUGAAAAACAUCUUCAGUCCUGAGAAUUCGACUUUUUCUCCUGGCUUGCAGGCGUGUUCUGUGACAGGAAAAGAAGGGAGUUUGGUGCACACCCAGGCAGACCCUUGUUUGAGGCAAACCCUUGAUUCAUCCUUUGGGUUUCCUAUAAACAAUACAUAAAUAUAGUGUGCUUAUGCUCACAUGCUGAUGUGUAAGUGCUGGAGAGUGCUGCUUUCCUAGCUAGGUAAACAAGUUCAUGUUUUGGCUGGCCAAUAAGAGAAUAUUACAGAGAUGAAGACCCGCUGUAAAAGGAAGAGGUUUCAUAACUGUCAGCCUUCAGAAAUUAUGCCACAUACUAUUAAUUCCAAAUGUUCUCAUAAAUAAGCACUCUCUGAUUCACUUCAUUGGGCUGAGCCAGUGUUUAAUUGCAAUGACAUUUGCAGAAGACAAAGGGCAUUGUGAAGACCAGCAGCAAACAAUGCCUGUGACCGUAUUCCCUGCUUCCUAGAGCAGUCCUCCCAGACAGUCUGCAAUGAUUCUUUCAUUAUUUGCACCUGAAUUUGCUUCUGCUGCUUGUUGUUCUUUUUUGAAAGGAACAUGUAUUUAUCCUCAGUGGAAUCCAAGGCAAGACAAAAGCCCUAUUUAAUUUAAAAAUGGCACAUUUUUCCUGGUUCUGUCACUUGAACAUAGGUCAUCUAAACCUGUGCUGCAGAAUCCCACUGAGGCAAGGGAGGAAGGUGCAUUAAAACAUACCUGGUGCUGAAUUUGGCACCAUGGCUCUUCUUUUUGAACAGUAAAUUGUAUAAUCAUUUCAGUAACCGUGUGUGUGUGUGUGUGUGUGUGUGUCUAUGUUCCUGCAUGUGUGUGCAUAUGACUGCUGAGUAUGUAGAAGAAUCCCAAAUUGUUCAGUCAGUGAACAAUUGCAUCUGACCACUUGGCAGAAAAAGGCCAUUUAACAAUUCAGUGGUUCGAAUUACGAAUUUGGGAGCAGCAAAGAAAAAAAAUGUAGAAAUACUGCAACCAAUUAUAAUGAACUCCCCCCCACUCAAAAAAUGAACAGAAAAUAGACAGAAAAAGGAGGUCUAUUUUGUCAGAAGGAUGACCAGCUAUCAAAAAUCCAGACUCUUCUAAAUCAAACUCCCUAAUGUUUGUGCACGAGAGAUACAAACUCUGUUUUUCUAUUGAUAUUAGAGUGCUUCUGCUUCCAGACCAUGGGAAAAUAGCUGAACAUUUAUUUCAUCCUUUCAUAUCAUCAUUCUCUAUUUUUCUAUUGCAUAAUAUAUUAAGGAUGCAGGUCCAAAUCACAAAUCGCCAACACUAAAACAGACCUAAGGAUUCCAGCCCAAGUUCUGAAUCACGUUUGACUGCUUUUGCAUCACUUGAGCAAAAGGUAUUAAUUCUUCCGUGUCUCUUAAAAGGGGUACUUUAAGGAUUGGAGCUGAAAAAAUCCACCCAGAAGCACAGCAAAGAGCACAGUGCAGGCAAUCAGAGCACUGGGUUUGGCAAACACCUGUGGGAAUGUGGAAGCACAGCAGCCUUGGGGCAGUCUAGCCAUGGCAUUAGCAGCUGGACAAAGGGCUUAUAAAAGACAGAGUCAGUCUUGUUUCCCCCAGGAGUUUCUGGAUUUGUGUGUACAAGUGUGCACAUUCAUUUAGACACACAAAUGUGUAGGCUCACUUUUAUACCUGAAGAAUUUUUUUGGCCAUCUUCAAAACCUAUCUGGCAGAUGGCAAAGGAAACUUCAAACCUCAGGUGCAAAGCUGUGGGCCACAAAUAUCUCUCCUCCUCUGCUUGCACACACACAGAGCCCAGCACCCCCAAAGCAGCCUUGCUUUCCUGCCCACAUUCUCUUUGAGCCCUCAGCUUUAACACUGGUGAUCUGCUUGUGAUUUCUUCCCCUGCCAUGCUUUAUAAACACAUGAAAGGGAAAUGCCACAGAGUGCAACACUACCUUUCCAUCUCUGCUUCUUGGCUUCCUGAAACACCACUUGCUGGAAGAGCCUGGAACCAGGGCAAUUCAUAAAUGCCUCAUAGCCAGCUACUCCAAGUCUGCAAAAAUAACUAGAAAGAGAACUAGAGCAAAUAUUAAUUGCUAGCAGUCACCAAUCAGAGAAAUACCUCCCAGCCAUGCUCCUCACCCCACAACAGGACUGCCCAGCAGAAUUUGCUAAUCAUAAAAUAUUCCCUAAAAAAGAAUUAUAGAUAGUUUUAAAUAGCUUAUUAUUCUCUAUGGCAUACAUACCAUACUUACAAAUUGGUAACUGAAACAUUUAUGUCCUCAACAGAAAAUAAAGGGUUUAUGAGUUUGUUUCCCUUCUCCUUUUACUGUGUGUAAUGUAAGAAAAAGAUUUAUUCCUUGGGAAAGUUCUUGGACUGCCCAGGUUAAUUUAACAGAGACUCUCAACGUAACAAUA
Messenger RNA from Vidua chalybeata, 3170 nucleotides. It is a transcript of the gene FAM180A, whose product is annotated as family with sequence similarity 180 member A. Bases 95 to 613 code for a protein of 172 amino acids. The transcript is spliced from 3 exons. NCBI's taxonomy places the organism in Eukaryota, Metazoa, Chordata, Aves, Passeriformes, Viduidae. The record is from RefSeq and is a predicted model, not a curated record.